AUGAAAUCUGUCCGCAGCAAAGGGAAGCAUGGUUUGGCUGACAAUCCAGAUGUGAUGAAGCCGCCAUAUUUGGGGCGAUUUGAAUGUGCUAAGGUGGGAGCUGGGAGUAGCAGUUCGUUCCAUUCAGAUUUUGUUGGACAGAACGGAUCAUUGCGUCCUUGUGGAGUAGAAUCAGGAAAAUUUUGGUCGAAGAGUUCUUGUAGUUUCGUUGCCACUCCUAAGUAUGUGCAUGGUUCCACUAGUGCUCUCAAAUCUGCAAGAGAUGUGCAUAAAGCUGAAAAUGUAACUCUGAGGAAACUUCGAAGUUUUAAGCAAUUUGAUACUGUCAUCGACACUUCGGAUCAUCACUUUAUUAAUGAUAAUUCCUCCUCAAAGCAGAAUCCAAAGAGUUGGGCUAAACAAAUCCUGAAAGAGUGGAAGAUUUUGGAGAAGCAUUUGCCGGAUACAAUAUUUGUGAGAGUAUAUGAAUCAAGGAUGGAUCUCAUGAGGGCUGUGAUUAUUGGAGCAGAAGGGACUCCUUACCAUAACGGUCUUUUCUUUUUUGAUAUUCACUUUCCCAGUGGCUAUCCCGAUGUACCCCCGAACGUCCAUUACCACUCUGGAGGUCUUGAGAUCAACCCGAAUUUGUAUGACUGCGGCACAGUAUGUCUCAGUCUACUUAACACCUGGUCUGGCAGCAAAGAAGAGAUGUGGACUAAAGGUGUUUCAACAAUGCUACAAGUUCUAGUCUCCAUACAAGGGCUAAUCUUGAACGCAAAGCCUUACUUCAACGAACCUGAAUGUGAAGAUUCGAUGGGUACACCAGACGGUGAAAUGGAUGCCCAGGAGUAUAAUCAAAGUACAUUCAUUCUAUCGUUGAGGACAAUGAUGUAUACGAUAAGAAAGCCUCCAAAGAAUUUCGAAGACUUAGUUGCUGGACAUUUCUACAGCCGAGCACAUGAUAUUCUGGCAUCAUGUAAAGCAUACAUAGGAGGUGUUGAAGUUGGUUGUUUGGUCAAAGAGUUCGAAAAUAUUGGAGUAGACUGUAAGAAAUUUAGAAGACAUUUCCGCCUAUAA
Messenger RNA from Vicia villosa (hairy vetch), 1056 nucleotides. Its product is annotated as putative ubiquitin-conjugating enzyme E2 38. The transcript has 5 exons. The record is from RefSeq and is a predicted model, not a curated record. NCBI's taxonomy places the organism in Eukaryota, Viridiplantae, Streptophyta, Magnoliopsida, Fabales, Fabaceae. Gene Ontology annotation, molecular function: ubiquitin conjugating enzyme activity. The coding region runs from base 1 to 1056 and encodes 351 amino acids.